AUGGGGAGAAGCGGUCACUCACAUAGGAGUACGCUCAAGAAAGAUCAUAAACCCUUCAAAUCAAGACAUGCAUCAAAGGGCCUGUUGAAGAACCAGUACAAGGGAAAGGUUGAGAAGACCGGUCCAGGUUCAGGCAAGACACAGAAGGUUGUUUCUAAGUUGCAAAGAAAGAACCAAAGCAAACAGCUUAAGGAACAUAAGAUCCAGGAGACGAAACUUGCAAGACGUCUAUUUGAGGGAGCCUCUGGUGCUGAGAAGGUCAUCACUGUCAUUGCACUUACACCAGAUAUCUCUCCAGCAGGCAUAGCAUCUCAAUUAGUGAACAGCAUCAAGGCAAGCCCAGAAGACCCAGAUGUUGAGUUCUCUGGUCCUUCUGUGGUAUCACUUCGUUUGCCACGUUUCAAGUCGAACGUGAAGUUUAUCAUGCCAGAUCAGAAUAACUUGAUCUCGAUUCUAGAUGCUACCAAGGUGUCUGAUUUCGUCAUUUUCGGUCUUUCUGCCGAACAAGAAGUCGAAAAGGAGUAUGGUGAACAAAUCUUGAGAGCCAUUGUUGCCCAAGGUGUGGCUUCUGUCGUUGGUGUGUUGCCUAACGUCAUUUCUGCAUACCCUAAGAAGAACCUCCAACAAGACAUUCGCCAGUCAUUGCAAUCUUUCUUUGCUCAUUUCUUCCCUACCGAAGAGAAGCUUUAUGCACUUGAGUCCGACUCUGAGUGCCUUAAUUGUAUUCGUUUCAUUGCACAAAAAUUGCCAAAGUCUAUCAGCUGGAGAGACUCGAGGGCUUACCUUCUCGCAGACAGCUUAACUUGGGUGGCUGACGCUGACCAAGGCGGCUUCGCUAUUGUUGAAGGUACCGUUAGAGGUGUCGGUUUCAAUGUGAACAGACUUGUGCAUAUUCCUGGUCAUGGUGACUUCCAAGUGCAGCGUAUAGAAAAGGUUGCAAAGCAUAAGAACGUUAUGGAGGACGAGGAGCUGCAUGCAUUUAAUGCUGACUCUAACCAAGAGUCUCUCGAAGAACUCAAUCCCGUAGAAGCUGAAAUGGAAGACUUUGACGACGAUUAUGAGUACGAUGACUAUGGUGUGAAGAUGGAGGGUAAGAAUUACUUCGAUGGGGGAUCCAAUGAAGUCAAGAGAAAGUGGAAGGUUCCUGAAGGUACCUCCGAAUAUCAGAGCAAAUGGUUACUAGAUGAUGUGCUUGAGGCUGCGUCUGAUGUUGAAAGUGCUGACGAAAUGGAAGAAGUUGGUGAAGACGAUGAAGUCGCAGAAGAACUUACCGAAAAUGGAAUGGAUGAUGACGAUGACAUGAAGUCACAGUUUGGUGACAACCAGCUGGAAAUGUUUGUUGAAUUGUCUCCGGAAGAGGAGGAGGAACAGCUUAAGCAAUACAGAGCUAUGGAGAAAGAAGACAGAGAAUUCCCUGAUGAGAUUGAGUUGGCUCCUGAGGAGUCUGCCAAGGAGAAGUUGGGCCAUUACAGGGGUAUCAAGUCUCUUGGAAAUUGCGAUUGGGAUUGGGACGAGCAGGACUCAGAAAGACCACUGGUAUACAGCAGAUUGCUUAGAAUCAACCAUUUCAAGGCAACGAGAAACAAGUUGCAAAAGGACGCUGCCAAGGAAGCUCAGGCACUCACCGGUCAAAAAUACCGUCUUUAUAUCCGUGCUCCUCCAUCUGUUGCUGAGAACGUGGACGUUAGUGUUGCUCCAUUCACAGUUUACCUGUUGCUUCAACACGAACAUAAAUUGGCCGUCACCAACUUUUCUUUCACUUCAUGGGAAGACUACGAAAAGCCAGUUCCAUCGGGAGAACAGCUUAUUGUGCAAUACGGUUUCAGAAGACAGGUUAUCAGUCCAAUGUUCAACCAGGCUUCUAACACCUCUAACAAUGUUCACAAGAGCGAGAGAUUCGCUCACCAAGGCGAUCUUAGCAUUGCAACUGCGAUUGCUCCUCCAAUUUUCCACAACGCUCCUGCUAUUUACUUUAGACCUACUCCAGAAGGCGGCUUAGAGCUUGUGGGUCAAGGUACAUUCUUGAACUGUGACCACACGAGAGUGAUGGCCGAGAGAACUGUCUUGACCGGCCACCCAGUCAAGAUUCACAGACGUCUUGUCACCGUCAGAUUCAUGUUCUUUAACACUGAAGAUAUCAACUGGUUCAAGGCUGUGCCAUUGUUCACCAAGUCAGGCAGAACUGGUUUCAUCAAGGAGAGUUUGGGUACUCAUGGUUACUUCAAGAGUACUUUCGACGGGCGUCUUUCUGCCCAGGACGUGGUUGCCAUGGCACUCUACAAACGUGUUUGGCCCUCAGUUUCCCAUCUGUGGGUUGCUUAG
Molecule: messenger RNA, 2322 nt
Organism: Candidozyma haemuli
Lineage: Eukaryota; Fungi; Ascomycota; Pichiomycetes; Serinales; Metschnikowiaceae
Gene: TSR1
Product: Tsr1p
Exons: 1
Coding region: 1-2322 (773 amino acids)
Biological process (GO): endonucleolytic cleavage of tricistronic rRNA transcript (SSU-rRNA, 5.8S rRNA, LSU-rRNA); ribosome biogenesis; maturation of SSU-rRNA from tricistronic rRNA transcript (SSU-rRNA, 5.8S rRNA, LSU-rRNA)
Cellular component (GO): preribosome, small subunit precursor; nucleus
Molecular function (GO): GTP binding; GTPase activity; U3 snoRNA binding
Source: RefSeq, a predicted model, not a curated record